AUGGACGCAUCCCUGCACACGUACACGCGCACCAUGCCGUUCUUUUCUUCCAACAAUCAAUACCCGUGGCUGCAGCGCCAGAGAAAGCAGAGGGUAGCAGCUCGGGAAUUUCAGGAAAUACAUGCGCUCAAAUGCAUUGUUUAUUUACCUCUCUGCUGCACAACUUACCAUGUUAUUGUUUGGCAGUUCACACAACUGAUUCGAAUCCUAGUCUUCUCACGUGCGCGUGCCUACUCAGGGGGGUUCAGCCGUUGGCAUCACCUAUGUGGCCAGGAGGGGCAGUAUGACAAGUUGAGUUUGCGUUUUUGGAGAAGAAGUUUCUACGGAAAAAAAGACGAAAAAAUUGUGCCGAAAAGGAGGGAACGUUUAAACCAGGGGUCAAUUUUGACAAUCCUCGACUUUUUCUAUGUAUUGAGUAGAUCUAUUCAUCCUUCUGCUGUUAAUGCAUUAAAAAUACUGCGCUGGACAAUGAUAUCAGAGGCUUAA
Molecule: messenger RNA, 486 nt
Organism: Australozyma saopauloensis
Lineage: Eukaryota; Fungi; Ascomycota; Pichiomycetes; Serinales; Metschnikowiaceae
Exons: 1
Coding region: 1-486 (161 amino acids)
Source: RefSeq, a predicted model, not a curated record